Sorghum bicolor (sorghum) is the source of this 4524-nucleotide messenger RNA. RefSeq names its product DNA mismatch repair protein MLH3. NCBI's taxonomy places the organism in Eukaryota, Viridiplantae, Streptophyta, Magnoliopsida, Poales, Poaceae. The coding region runs from base 690 to 4370 and encodes 1226 amino acids. Gene Ontology annotation, cellular component: mismatch repair complex. The transcript has 25 exons. Gene Ontology annotation, molecular function: ATP binding; mismatched DNA binding; ATP-dependent DNA damage sensor activity. The record is from RefSeq and is a predicted model, not a curated record. Gene Ontology annotation, biological process: mismatch repair.
AAUUUGUGAGCCCGUCCCGUCCGGCGUCCUCCGCCAGUCCCGCCUCCUGCAGUCCCGUCCUCCUCGUCGCUGCGCGCCGGCUCCUCGGCGCCUCCUGCCACCUCCCCAAAUCCAUCCCCUCGGCGCCUCCUCCUCCUCCUCCUCCUCCUCCUCCUCCAAUUCCGUCCCCCUAGCCAGGCACCUAGGCAGCCUCCCGUCGCUGCCCGCCGGCUUCUCGGGGCACGACGACGCCCCCGGCAUCCAGGCCCGUGGCCACUUCCGCGCGGCCGCGUGGCAAGUCGGCAACUGUAUUCCCUCCCUCUCGAUUGACCAGUAGACUGCAGUGUUGUGCUUAGCAGCUUAUGGAAACUGUAAACACAUGAUUGAAGUAUUGAUUCAUUAUUUCAUCCCAUUUUAAUUGUCGGUUGUUAAUUUUUAAUCAGUUCAUGUAAGAAAAGGAAUGGAAGUUAAUUGGCUAGUUAAAAACAUGAAUCCUUGUAAGUAUUGCUCAAUUUGAUAGAAAUACUCUACUAGUUUUUUUUUUGGCAGAAAUUCUCUAUAUGUAUUAUUUGACAGAAAUACAUAAUACUCAACAGUUGAUUUUUUUUUUGGUUUUGAAUUUAAUGUCAUCAUCAAUUUACAUGGUGAAUUGGCCUUGAUGCUAAGCCAUCUUAAAGCUCCAUUCCUGGAUCCACCACUGGAAUGAGUAGAUGCAGACCAUAAAGCGCUUGCCGAAGAGUGUCCAUAGUUCCUUGCGCUCAAGUGUUAUUCUGUCUGACCUGCCAAGGGUUAUUGAGGAGUUGAUAUAUAAUAGCAUUGAUGCGAACGCGAGUAAGAUUGACAUCGCAGUAAACAUCAGAGCUUGUUAUGUAAAAGUGGAAGAUGAUGGUUGUGGUAUUACACGAGAUGAAUUGGUUCUUUUGGGAGAAAAAUAUACAACAUCCAAAUUUCAUAAUGUGAUGGUCAACGAGGAGCUUAGUUCCAGAAGUUUUGGACGAAAUGGAGAAGCACUCGCAUCACUUUCUGAUAUCUCUGUGGUUGAAGUCAGGACGAAAGCUCGUGGGCGACCAAAUUCAUAUUGCAAGAUAAUAAAGGGAUCUAAAUGCUUACAUCUGGGGAUAGAUGACAAGAGGGAAGUUGUCGGCACCACUGUUGUUGUUCAGGAGCUUUUUUACAACCAACCAGUACGGAGGAAACAAAUACAAUCUAACGAGAAAAGAGAACUACAUCAUGUGAAGAAGUGUGUCCUGCAAAUUGCACUUAUUCAUCCACAGAUUUCACUGAGACUCCUUGAUAUUGACAGUGAAGAUGAGUUGCUAUACACAGCUUUUUCUUCAUCCCCUUUGCCUCUCAUAUCAAAAUUUUUUGGGGAUGAUGUCUCCAGAUGUCUCCAUGAGAUAACUGCCUCCGACCAGGGUUGGGUUCUUUCAGGUCACAUAUCUGGACCUGCAGAUGUGUUUUGUACGAAGGAUGUCCAGUACUUAUAUAUCAACUCAAGGUUCGUGAAUAGGAACCCGAUUCAUAAUAUGCUCAAUAAUCUGGCAUCUAGUUUUCAAUCUUCUAUUAUAAGCGAGAAUGAAGAAGAUGUUCAGAGCAGGAAGAGGCAGAAGACUGAUAUCUACCCUGCUUUUAUACUAAACUUUUACUGCCCUAGAUCCAGCUAUGAUCUACAUUUUGAGCCUACAAAAACCAUUGUGGAAUUCAAGGAUUGGCGAACUGUCUUGGUUUUCUGUGAACAAACUGUCACAAACUACUGGAAGAAGCAUCAACUGCAAUCACCAAAAGCAGAUGGAGAUGGAGGUUGUGCUGAUGGUACCCAUGUGCCUCAGAAAAAUCAUGUGAAAUUGGAUAAGGGCCUCCUGAAAGAUCAUAAUGUGCAGAACGAGAAAGAGUACGCUGACUUCGAAAACACUCAGCAUAGGAAUGCAGUCAGAGACACCAACAGUGAUAUGAGUUCCACAAGAGCAACAAGAAAUUCAGGCUGCUUUUCUUUUGUUAUGGAACCAUCCAUUCAAAAUGUCUGUUUCUCUGGAAGGAUCACUAAUUCGUUCUGCCUGAAUGACAAUGUUGCCAGUAUUGAUUACAAGUUAGGGUAUAAGCAAAUGCAUUCUCCUGGAAAUGGCAGUUGUAUGUGGUUAGAUGAUGGCUCUUCCCAGUUAGAUGAUGACAUUUCAAGUGUUAACCCAACUUGUUGGAAAAGGCAAAGGACAGAAGGUAUAUUCCAUGAGUAUGCAUAUUCUGGUAAUCUUGGAAUGCUGGAAGAUGUGCCAACUGAAGUUUUUUUUGCUCACAAACAAGAGUCUGAGCUGAUUGGUCCAGAAGUUGAAAUACCAGAAUCUUGCUUCAGGGUUCUCAAUAGGCCAAAUGGAACGACACCUGAUUUUGUGCAAAAUAAAACCAGCUUAAAGGCACAAACCUCAGGCUGGGAUGGAUUAUAUGACAAGUUUGAUAAAUUAAAUGGGGAUCGCUUAUUCAAUGAAACUACAGAAACAAUCACUGAUAUUUCUUACCCAAAGAUGUUACAGUUCAGUAAUGGAUUUUAUCAUGAUGAUGGUAGCACUUCCAGGGGCUCCUGUAGAGUUUUGAGAAAGUUCAGCGCCAGUAAGAAGUUGGGGACUGCAGCUGGAUGUGUUGAAGGGUUAGAGGCUGAUGCUAACCAGAUGAAUUUCCCUGAUAUUCAUGCUCUGUGGAACAGUGACUUGAUAGAUAGGUCCUCCAUCAAGGAUACUUUAAAUCAUUUUCCUCAUCCAUCCUUGUUGGCUGAUACACCUUGCAGUCAUCCAAGGACCUUGCACACACUUUACAGGAAAUCAGAUAAAUGCUUUCGUUCUUGGAACUGUGAUAAUGUUGACAGCAAUGUUAGAUUUGAUGUGGACAGAUUUAGCAAUGAUUCAUCUACAAUAUUUGAAGGAAUUAAACAUUUCAAUAACUUUGACAAUGAAAUACAUCCGCUUAAUUACUUCAAUAAUAAGUGUGGUUCAACCGACCAGCUUGGUUCUGAAGAAGACCUGAUAACUUGGAAAUCAAAAUUUGACAUGAGGUUGUCAGUCAAUAUUUCUCCUGAGAGAAGUGAUAAUGGUCGCAAUUUGAAUGUUCCUUCUUCGAAUAUGGCAAAUGGCAGCCUGCUUACUCAAAAUCUGCUGAAUCAACACAACUCUGGACUAAAUCAGAGACCCAGGACUUCCAAGGGUAGAUUUAGGAGUCAAUCUGCUCCACCAUUUUAUAGAGGGAAACUGAAAUUCUCUAGAUUAAAUGUGCCACUGAGCAAACCAAGCACAGAUAGCGAUAAAGAUAUCUGCAUCAAUAACCCCGAAGAAAAUCCACCUGCACCUGCACCUGCACCUGUGGAUAUCUCAUGUAUGAGUUCAACACAGCCUGUUCCUGAGACUGAUAGCAGUGGAUUUCUGGACCUAAAUUUCAGCUCGAACAUAUUUGUGAAAAUGUCUGAAGUUGCAUGUUCUGACGGGAUUGAGGACUCCACUGCUCAAAUAACUAAAUGGCGAGAUGACCCUGUCCAGCAUACAGCUUUGAACUCGUCAAUGCAUGGUCCUUUUGGAUGCUACGAUGAUAUACUUAGCAUUUCUUCUGGGACCUUACAUCUCUCUUGUAGUUCGCUAAUUCCUGAAUGUGUUGACAAGAACUGCUUUGAGGAGGCAAGGGUUUUGUUGCAGCUGGACAAGAAAUUUAUUCCUGUCAUAUCUGGGGAAACUAUCCUCCUUGUCGAUCAGCAUGCAGCUGAUGAAAGGAUACGUUUAGAGGACCUCCGUAGCAAGGUUUUAUCAGAAGAAGGACAUGGAGUUAGUUACUUGGACUCUGAGGAAGAAUUGUCUCUCCCUGAGACUGGGUUUCAACUGUUCCAGAAGUAUGCUGAGCAGAUUCAGAAAUGGGGGUGGAUCAUCAGCAGCGGGAGCAAUUCGUCUGAAUCAUUCAAAAAGAACAUGAACGUUCUGAAGAGACAAGUCCGUCUUGUUACUCUUGUUGCUGUUCCAUGUAUUUUGGGUGUCAAAUUGACUGGGAAAGAUCUCAUGGAGUUUAUUUGGCAGCUUGAUGAGACUGAUGGAUCGUCAGAUAUCCCCCCAGCAGUUCUCCGUAUUCUUAACUUCAAAGCUUGCAGAGGAGCGAUCAUGUUUGGCGACUCCUUACUACCAUCUGAGUGCUGUCUGAUUAUUGAAGAACUGAAAGCAACAUCUCUAUGCUUCCAGUGUGCUCAUGGGCGCCCAACCACUGCGCCCAUCUUGAACGUCACAGCCCUCCACGAGGAGCUGGCGAGGCUCCAAACGCUGAGUGGAACGCAAGCAGAGACCUGGCACGGCUUGGGGCACCAUGAACCCAGCCUUGAGCGUGCUCAGAUGCGCCUCGAACGAGUGAGAAAGCUACGCCGUUGCCUGUAGCCGUAGGACAAUAGCAAAUGGUUUGAAUCAGAUAAAAGGCUGUAUAGUUUGUAGAGAAGCGAGUGGAAUUUCACUGUGCUGUACAAUUGUACAUAUAUACUAGGGCCUUGUUUAGUUCCUAGAAAAUUUUGCAAAAUUUUCACAUUUUCCGUCA